Molecule: messenger RNA, 1506 nt
Organism: Pyrenophora tritici-repentis Pt-1C-BFP
Lineage: Eukaryota; Fungi; Ascomycota; Dothideomycetes; Pleosporales; Pleosporaceae
Source: RefSeq, a predicted model, not a curated record
AUGAAAUCUUUCGCAAGCAGAGAAGCAUCUCGCUUAUUCUCUCGAUCAAGGCUCACACAUAGGCCAUCAAUCACAGCGUCCAGAAGGAAUCCAAACAUUCGCAUACAAGAGCAAACAAGAGGGUUUCGGGAGACAAGAGGACUACUGGCGGUCAAGCCAUACCUACUGGCAGAUAUUGGGGAAGGUAUCACCGAAUGCCAGGUUAUCCAGUGGUUUGUGAAGCCCGGGGCGCGCGUCGAGCAAUUUGAUCCUAUCUGCGAAGUGCAAUCAGACAAAGCAUCUGUGGAAAUUACCUCGCGGUUUGAUGGCGUCAUCAAGAAGCUCUAUUACGAGCCGGAUGAUAUGGCCAAGGUUGGAAAGCCUUUAGUAGACAUCGACAUCCAGAGCGAAAUAUUGGCCGCCGACGAGGUCUUGCUCAACGGAGAAUCAGGUAAACAAGCUGAACAAAACACAUCGAGUGCGACCGAAUCACAAGAACAAGGAAUCGAACUCGGCAGGAACGACACAAAGGCGGCUACUGGAGAUGUAGAUUCAUCAGGCCAGAGCGCGAGUCUACCAUCCAAACCGUCUCAAGAGCAGUCAGCUACUCCACGGCAACCGGGCAAACAUGCAUCGCUCGCGACACCUGCUGUGCGGCACAUGAUCAAAGAACAUAGGCUGAAAAUUGAGGAUAUCGAAGGCACAGGAAGGGAAGGCCGUGUGCUCAAAGACGAUGUACAACGAUACAUUGAAUCUGCUAAGCAGACCGCGGGCACACCGUCCACAAGCUCGAUAGCGAUGCCCAAACAGCAGAUUGAGGAUCAAGUCAAGCCGUUGACACCGGUUCAAUCUGGAAUGUUCAAGCAAAUGACCAAGUCUUUGUCGAUACCACACUUCCUAUACACCAACGCCGUGGAUUUCAGCUCUCUCACGUCCCUACGGCAAAAGUACAAUCUUGGCCGCGAGAAGCCAGAUCGUAUAACGCCGUUACCAAUCAUCAUCAAGGCUGUCUCACUCACUCUUCAGCAAUUCCCAUUGCUCAACUCACACCUCGAUACGAAUACGAACCCAAAUAAACCACAGAUCAUUCUUAAGGGAAGCCAUCACAUCGGUGUAGCAGUCGACUCGCCUUCUGGUCUACUUGUACCCGUUAUCAAGAACGUGCAAAACCAUAGCAUUGCUUCCCUUGCUCAGGAAAUUCAACGUCUCAGCUCUCUGGCAAGAAGUGGAAAACUCACAUCUGCCGACCUUACCGGUGCCACCUUCACAAUCAGUAACAUCGGUAGUAUAGGCGGUGGCACCGUGGCGCCUGUCAUUGUGGGCCCUCAAGUCGGCAUAUUGGGCAUUGGUAAAGCGCGGGUGGUACCGGCUUUUGGAGAGGAUGGUGAGCUAGUCAAGAGGGAGGAGUGUGUGUUUAGUUGGAGUGCCGACCAUAGAGUUGUCGAUGGGGCAUAUGUGGCGAGGGCCGCAGAGGAGGUGCGGAAAUGUCUCGAGGGCGUUGAGGCUAUGCUUGUGAGGAUGCGAUAG